CGGCGGCUCCGGCGGAGCCCCCGAAGUUUGCGCUGCCGGCGGAGGCGGCUCCGGGCCCUCGUCCCGCCGCUUCCGGGGCUCCGCCGGGCGGAGCGGGCCGGGCCGGGCCGGCGGGCGGCCGGGGCAGGGGGCGGGAGCGGCCGCCGGCAGGGAGCCGAGCCGCGCCGAGCCGAGCCGAGCCGCGAUGAAGAAGCCGGACGGGAAGGUGGUGCUGCUGGGGGACAUGAACGUGGGCAAGACCUCCCUGCUGCACCGCUACAUGGAGCGGCGCUUCCAGGAGACGGUCAGCACCGUCGGCGGCGCCUUCUACUUGAAGCAGUGGGGUCCGUACAACAUCUCCAUCUGGGACACCGCAGGACGGGAGCAGUUCCAUGGCCUUGGGUCUAUGUACUGCAGAGGAGCAGCUGCUGUGAUCCUCACGUACGAUGUGAACAGCUUCCAAAGCCUGACAGAGCUGGAAGAAAGAUUCUUGGCACUGACAGACAGUGCAAGUGCUGACUGCAUUUUUGCUAUUGUUGGAAAUAAAGUUGACCUCAGUGAUGACUGUACAUUACCACCAGAUGAAAAUAGACCUGAGAAGUCUGUUGCCAGCUGUGGCUCGAAGGUGCGAAAACAAGUCCGUGCAGAGGAUGCGAUUGCACUCUACAAAAAGAUACUGAAAUACAAAAUGCUAGAUGAGAAGGAUGUUCCAGCAGCUGAGAAAAUGUGUUUUGAGACCAGUGCAAAAACAGGAUACAAGGUGGACUACCUCUUUGAAACUGUGUUUGAGAUGGUAGUCCCCAUAAUUGCACGGCAGAAAGCUGAGGGGCCACCGCAAACUGUAGACAUCACGGACUACAAGCCAGCAAAAAGGACAAAAUCAGGUUGUUGUGCCUGACCCGUUUAUGUGGCAUAAGAAAAGGGGAGGGAUUGUUCACUCCAGCAAAAUGAGGAGUAAGAAGUACUUGCAGCUCACCAGAAAGAAAAAGUCAAAGCAUAAAUAAAUAGACUAAAAUGGUGUAUCCAGCAAGAAACCAAAACCAACCCAACAAAAAAAAUCUUCUGACCAUUAAAAGCUUCUGGGAAGCUCUCUGUAUAAAAAUGGGAAUGCAAGUGAAAUUAUGGAGUAAGACUUGCCAAUUUCUAUGGGCUCUGAAGACAAAUGGUGUGUUAGUACAAUUGGUAGUGACAAUCAUUUGGACAGUUUUGAAGGAGUCUGACUUUUAGUGACUUGUCAUUUCAUGUUGCAUAUAAAUGAUCUGUUUGUGUACUCUUGACAACUUUCGUAUAAUUAUCAUUUUUCCCCUUAUGAUUCUAACUUUGGAAGAUUGAACACAUGGUACUUUUUUAUUCUUAAGAUUAAAAAUAGAAAAUCCAGGUAUAAUUUAUAUUUGUAGCUAAUAAGUCAAUUACAGUCUUUUUAUGUCAGACAUGACAGUGUACAAUUCAGAAACUGAACUAUUAAAAUCACUGUGGAUCUGUA
Molecule: messenger RNA, 1462 nt
Organism: Pseudopipra pipra
Lineage: Eukaryota; Metazoa; Chordata; Aves; Passeriformes; Pipridae
Gene: RAB20
Product: RAB20, member RAS oncogene family
Exons: 2
Coding region: 185-877 (230 amino acids)
Biological process (GO): intracellular protein transport
Cellular component (GO): endomembrane system
Molecular function (GO): GTP binding; GTPase activity
Source: RefSeq, a predicted model, not a curated record